Molecule: messenger RNA, 1053 nt
Organism: Phytophthora infestans T30-4
Lineage: Eukaryota; Oomycota; Peronosporomycetes; Peronosporales; Peronosporaceae
Exons: 2
Coding region: 1-1053 (350 amino acids)
Biological process (GO): rRNA (guanine-N7)-methylation
Cellular component (GO): nucleolus
Molecular function (GO): rRNA (guanine) methyltransferase activity
Source: RefSeq, a predicted model, not a curated record
AUGCCUUUCAGGAGUCUGCGACCUGAGGAGCGUGGCAACGCGUCGGCGACGUCUUUGUCGGCUGCAGCGCGUGAUUUCUACAGCGAGAAGCAGUCCAAUGUCUACACCACCGCUGCAAACGCCAGCAUUCAAUCAGACCUGACGCGACACGCUCUGGAGCUACUGACGUUAAGAUUGACACAUUCCGGAAAAGACAACGAUGUCCUGUUCCUCUUGGACUUGGGUGCUGGCUCCGGAUUGAGUACGCAAGCAGCUCUAGACUGGUUCAAGGAGAGGAAUACAGCUGCGCUUACGCUAGCGUUCGACAUCAUAAGCGCCGACUUUUACUGUGGCAACGCAGCACAGAAACUCCCGAUUCGAGAUGGUACACUGGAUGCGGCAAUUGGGAUCUCAAUGCUGCAGUGGCUGCAGCCCAAAGGACUGGAAGUCUGCCUCUCUUCGCUGUUGACACAGCUUUCCAGUGAUCGAGACUCUCGAGCAGUUUUCCAGGUCUACCCUUCCGGUUUGGCGUACGUGGACGUGAUGGAGAAGACUGCGUUACGAGUGGGUUUUGAUCGUGCAGAGACAUUUGUAUCGUUCCCACACACGACAACGGCAAAGAAGUGGUUCUUCUGUGUGGAAAAACGGAAGAAUACUCACGAGGAUAACCACAACGAGGAGCAGGAAUUGUGUCUAUUUGCCAGACGAUACGAGAGACGCUGCGUGCUGCAAUGGCUGGGAAACGAGAACGACUGUGCGCAGGAGAUACGAGAGCGAGUGGAGAAGGAACACGUCAAGACGGCAUGGCACAUUUGGCGGAAGUAUCGGCGCUCUGUUGUGGAUGUGGACACGGAAACUACACCAGCCAAGAAGCCGAAAGUGAUGCACGCCAAAGCACAGCAGUCCUUGGAACUGUAUCCAAGCGACACAGUCAUCGGACGUGCAUUGCAAGAGCAAUUUGAAGAAAAAGCUGGGGAGAUCACACUUGCUUUUCUGCUGGAGCAUUCGUCGCAAGUUGUCGAUACCUUACACACAGCGUACACUGAGGCUAGAAAGAUAGAACUUGUUGCGUAA